AUGGAUAACCCAAAUAAUUCAAACACACAAAAACCACCAUUGCUGUAUUCAAACAUAGAAAAACCAGAGUCACACUCCAAAACUCCGCAACCAUAUCCAACUCAACCAUCUGUAAAACCUACUGAUACGCCGUAUUCACCCGUACAAAUGGAAGAGGACGACGAGGACCGAUGGCACGACUCUUUAAACUACUCAUCGCCUACAAAACCCACCGAAACGCUGUCGUUAGUAUCAUCAACACAAUCGGAAGAAGAGGAGGAAGACUCAUGGCAAGAUUCACUUUCAUCACCUUUACACGGAGAACCUGCAAAUUCUCAUAUCAUGAGUGAUGUAUUUCAAUCUAUAACACCAGUAAAAGCAGCACUACAUGAAGGACAAACACGAUACAAAACACUAGAAGCACUACUAACUAUAACACCAACAAAAACAGCACUGCACGAUACUACACAACACAAAACACUUGGAACACUACUAGAUCCUCAUGUACAACCAUAUUCAUUCACCUUGAAAGAGAACGAUAGCGUGCAACAAAACGAUCAAAACCUUAACUCUUCAUACAUCGCAUCACUGAACACGUCGUCUCCAACCGUAACUCUGCUGCAAGAUAAACUAUCGCCAAACGAUAAUCCACUAACGUCAGACAAAAAACCAGAUGACACCCAAAUUCCACAAGCAAAUUCCACAUUAAACAAUCCCUUGACAACUACUGAACCACUCGAGCAUGACAACAAGCCCGCUGUUCCAAUCGGCAAAACACAGUUUACAGCAAAUAGACUCCUAGAACAGGACACGACACCACAUGCUACAUUUAAUGUGACCACGCCGAUAGUCACUAAAACAUCCGACGAGGACCAGACAUCAGCUGUGCUCUUCAACGAAAGCCCACUGAGAGCAACCACCCCGUCAGAAGAGGACAGGAAGCCAUCUGCUCCAUUCGACGAGACAACGCCGAUAGCCAAUGAAACGGCAGAAGAGGACAACAAAGCAGCUUUCCCGCUAACUCAAACGUCAUUGACGCCAAUCACUUUGUCAGAAGACGAGAAACCAGCUGCUAAAUUGGAUGAGAUAGCGAUUACAACAACUGUAACAUCAGAAAAAUACAACACAUCAAUUGUACCGUUAGCCGAAACGCCAUUAACAGCAACCACCGCGCCAGAGGAGCACACGAAACGAGCUGCUCUAUUGGCAGAGACGACAAGUACAACCACUAAAAUGAUUACAACCACUGUAACAUCAGAAGAGGACAAGACACCAGCUGCUCUUCGAGCACGUCACUCAUCAGCGUCAGAAGAGGACGAGAUACCAACUGUGCUCUCCAACAGAACUCCACUGACAGCAACCGCGCUAUCGGAAGAGGACAAGAAAGCAUCUGCACCAUUGGACGAGACAACGCUUAUAGACAGUGAACCCGCAGAAGAGGACAACAAAGCAGCUUUCCCGCUAACUCAAACGUCAUUGACGUCAACCACUUUGUCAGAAGACGAGAAACCAGCUGCUAAAGUGGAUAAGAUAGCGAUCACAACAACUAAAACGUCAGAUGAAGACACGAUAACAGCUACUCCAUUAGAUGAGACAACGAUUACAACCAGUAUAACAUCAGAAGAGGACAAGACACCAGCUGCUCUUCGAGCACGUCACUCAUCAGCGUCAGAAGAGGACGAGAUACCAACUGUGCUCUCCAACAGAACUCCACUGACAGCAACCGCGCUAUCGGAAGAGGACAAGAAAGCAUCUGCACCAUUGGACGAGACAACGCUUAUAGACAGUGAACCCGCAGAAGAGGACAACAAAGCAGCUUUCCCGCUAACUCAAACGUCAUUGACGUCAACCACUUUGUCAGAAGACGAGAAACCAGCUGCUAAAGUGGAUAAGAUAGCGAUCACAACAACUAAAACGUCAGAUGAAGACACGAUAACAGCUACUCCAUUAGAUGAGACAACGAUUACAACCAGUAUAACAUCAGAAGAGGACAAGACACCAGCUGCUCUUCGAGCACGUCACUCAUCAGCGUCAGAAGAGGACGAGACACCUACUUUGCUAUUCAAUAAAACCUCACUGGAAAAAAACCAGGUGCCCGAGCAGCGCACGGGAAAAGAUGCUCUUCGAGCACGUCACUCGUCAGCAUCAGAAGAGGACGAGACAACCACUGUGCUAUUCAACGAAACCUCACUGGAAAAAAACCAGGUGCCCGAGCAGCGCACGGGAAAAGAUGCUCUUCGAGUACGUCACUCGUCAGCGUCCGAAGAGGACGAGAUACCAACUGUGUUUACUAACGGUAAAACUUCACAAACAAACGAAAAUCAAAUAAAUGAAUCGUAUGACAUAUUCCUAAGUCAACUGUUGCAAAAACUUCAACCUAAUGACAAUGAAAAACCGGCAGCCUACACUCCAUUGGAUGAGUCAGGCGAUGAGAUAGCGAUUACAACGACUCUAACGUCACAGGAGGACACCAAUAGGGACGUGCCGUUAACCGCAACGCCGCUGACAGCAACCAAGGUGCCAGAAGAGCACCACGAACAGUACACUCCAUUGGAUGAGUCAGGCGAUGAGAUAGCGAUUACAACGACUCUAACGUCAGUGGAGGACACCAAGCCGGACGUCCCGUUAACCGCAACGCCGCUGAAAGCAACCACGGAGGAGAAUAACAAACAGCAGACUCCGCCUGAUGACACCAGCACUACAGCUCCUAAAACGUCAGAAGACGACCUAAAGCAAGGUGUUCCGAUCAGUGAAUUAACAUACACGGCAACCACCGCGGCAGAGAAAAACACGAAACCAGAUACUCCAUUUUAUGAGAGAACGAUUACGACAAGUGAAACGUCAGUAGAGGAUGUCAAGGAAACUGUGUCGAUAAAUGAAGCACCAUACACAGCAACCACUGCGGCAGAGAAAAACACGAAACCAGAUAUUCCAUUUUAUGAGACCAGCACUACAGCGCCUAAACCGUCCGCUGAUGAAGUAAAGGACGUCAAGGACAGUGUCCCGUCAGCUGAAGCCCAAUUGACAGCAACCACACCGACAGAGGAGACCAAGAAACAGGAGACCGGGCUGGAUGAUACCAGCAAUAGGGCGCCUAAGACGGUAGAAGACGACCUAAAGCAAGGUGUUCCGAGCUAUGGAUCCACGUACACAGCAACCACCGCGACAGAGAAAAACAAGAAACCAGAUACUCCUUUUUAUGAGACAACGAUUACAACGAUGAACACGUCAAAAGACGACCUAAAGGAAGCUCUUCCGUUCAGUGAACCACCAUACACGGCAACCACCGCGGCAGAGAAAAACACGAAACCAGAUAUUCCGUUUUAUGAGACUAGCACUACAGCGCCUAAACCGUCCGCCAAUGAGGGAAAAGACGUGAAGGAAAGUGUCCCAUUAGCUGAAGCCCCAUUGACGACAGAGGAGAAUAAGAAACAGGAGACUCCGCCCGAUGAGACCAGCACUACAGCGCCUAAACCGUCCGCUGAUGAAGUAAAGGAGGUCAAGGAAAGUGUUCCAUUAGCUGAAGCCCCAUUGACGGCAAGCACGCCGACAGAGGAGACUCCGCCCGAUGAGACCAGCACUAGGGCGCCUAAGACGGUAGAAGACGACCUAAAGCAAGGUGUUUCGAGCAAUGGAUCCACGUACAUAGCAACCACCGCGGCAGAGAAAAACACGAAACCAGAUACUCCAUUUUAUGAGAGAACGAUUACGACAAGUGAAACGUCAGUAGAGGAUGUCAAGGAAACUGUGUCGAUAAAUGAAGCACCAUACACAGCAACCACUGCGGCAGAGAAAAACACGAAACCAGAUAUUCCAUUUUAUGAGACCAGCACUACAGCGCCUAAACCGUCCGCUGAUAAAGUAAAGGACGUCAAGGAAAGUGUCCCGUUAGCUGAAGCCCCAUUGACAGCAACCACGCCGACAGAGGAGGUUAAGAAACAGGAGACUGCGCCCGAUGAGACCAGCACUACAGUUCCUAAAACGUCAGAAGACGACCUAAAGGAAGCUGUUCCAAUCAGUAAAUUACCAUACACGGCGACCACCGCGGCAGAGAAAAACAAGAAACCAGAUACUCCAUUUUAUGAGACAAGGAUUACAACGAUUAAAACGCCAGAAGACGACCUAAAGGAAGCUGUUCCGAUCACUGAAGCUCCAUACACAGCAACAACGGCGACAGAGAAAAACACAAAACCCGAUACUUCAUUUUAUGAGACCGCCAUCACAACCAAUAAAACGCCAGAAGAGGUGGAGGAAACAGGUGUACCGUUAACUGAAUCACCAUAUACAGCAACCACCGCGGCAGAGCAAAACAAGAUACCAGAUACGCCAUUUUAUGAGAGAACGAUUUCGACAACCAAGAAGCCAGAAGAGGACCUCAAGGAAAUUGUCCCAAUAACUGAAACCACGUACACAGCAACAACGGCGACAGAGAAAAACUCGAAACCAGAUACGCCAUUCUAUGAGACAAGGGUAACGACCAAUAACACAUCACACGAGGGGGAGAAAGAAGGAGUGCUGUUAACUGAAGCAGCGUUAACAGAACUGACGGCGCUAGAGCAGAACAGACCACCCGAUACUUCAUUGGAUCACACCACGACUACAACCACUAAAACGUCAGACCAGGACAUCAAGGAUGCUGUCCCGAUCACUGAAGCCUCAUACACCGCAACCACGGCCACACCAGACACACCAUUUUAUGAAACAACAAUUACAACCACUAUAACUGCACAAGACGAGCCGAAAGCUUCUGGCCCGUCAGCCGAAUCACGACUGACGGCGACCACGCCCGCAAAGGAGAAACCACACACUACAUUAGGUGACACAAACAGUAACACCACUAAAACGUCAGAAGUGGCCAACAAAGCAGAUGUGCCGUCAGCUGAAGCACAACCGACAGCGCCGCCACCGACGAAUGAGAGCAAGAAACCCCAGAGUUCAUUCGCUGAGACAACGAUUAAGACUGCGACAGCUGCAGAAGAUCGGCAGAAUCCUGAUGACCUCUCAGCUCACGCAUCAUUGACCGCAACCCCACAAACAGAGGGCAACAAGAGGUCAGACACUCCCUUGGAUGAAACAGUCACUAUUACCACUACAACCGCUGAUGAUCAGCAGAGAGCGGCUACCCCGUUAGCUGAAACACAACUGACCACCACCGCGACCACAGAAGAGACCAAGAAGCCAAAGGCAAUGGCCACUAAAACGUUAGAACUGGACAACACAGAAUCUGUGCCCUCAACUGAAGCACGAUUGGCAACAGCGUCGCCAACAGAAGAUAGCAAGAAGCCAGACACUCCAUCGGAUGAGACACCAAUUACGGCCACUAGAACAGCAGAAGAUCAGGGGAGGGCCGCUGCCCCGUUAGCCGUUGAACAACUACAAGCAGCCGCGCCGAUAGAGGAGAACAAGAAGCCACAUAACCUCUUGGACAAGACAACCACAAUCACAACUAAAACGUCAGAAGCGGAGCACACAACCGCGCCGACAGAGGGGGGCAAGAAGUCACAUACCCUUUUGGAUCAAACAGUGAUUACGACUACUACAACUGCUGAGGAUGAGCGGAAAGUUGCUACCCCGUCACCUGAAACUGAAUUCACCACAACCACACCGACAGAGGACAGCAAGAAACCAGAGCCAACGGCCACUGAAACGUCAAAACUGGAUAACAAAGAAUCCGUACCACAAGCUGAAGCAUCAUCGGCGACACCAACAACGAUAGACGAGAGCAAGAAGCCGGAUACGCUUUUGGAUGAAACACUGAUUACGACUACGACAACUGCUGAUGAUCAGCAGAAAGUGGCUACCCCGCUAGCUGAAACAGAAUUGACCACAACCGUGUCGACGGAGGGGAGGAAGAAACCAGAAGUGAUGACCUCUGAAAAGUCGAAAUUGGAUCACAAAGAAUCUGUGCUACCAGCUGAAGCAGCAUUGGCAACACCGUCGCCGAUAGAGGAGAGCAAGAAGCCGGAUACGCUGUUGGAUCAAACAGUGAUUGCCACUACUACCACUGCUGAGGACGUGCCGAAACCCGAUACAGAACUGACCACAACAGCGCCGACAGAGGAGAGCAGGAAGCCGGAUGCGCUUUUGGACCAAACAGUGAUCACGACUACGACAACUGCUGAGGAAGUGCCGAAAGCCGAUACAGAACUGACCACAACAGCGCCCACAGAGGAGAGCAAGAAGCCAGAAGUGAUGAUCUCUGAAAAGUCGGAAGUGGAUAACAAAGAAUCUGCGCCCCCAGCUGAAGCAGCAUUGGCAACACCGUCGCCGAUAGAGGAGAGCAAGAAGCCGGAUACGCUGUUGGAUCAAACAGUGAUAACGACUACUACAACUGCUGAGGAUGAGCCGAAAGCCGAUACAGAACUGACAACAACAGCGCCGAGAGAGGAGAGCAAGAAACCAGAAGUGAUGACCUCUGAAAAGUCUCAAGUGGACAACAAAGAAUCUGUGCUCCCAGCUGAAGCAGCAUUGGCAACAGCGUCGCCGAUAGAGGAGAGCAAGAAGCCCGAUACGCUUUUGGAUCAAACAGUGAUUACGACUACGACAACUGCUGAGGAAGUGCCGAAAGCCGAUACAGAACUGAACACAACAGCGCCGAUAGAGGAGAGCAAGAAGCCGGAAGUGAUGACCUCAGAAAAGUCGGACGUGGAUAACAAAGAAUCUGUGCUCCCAGCCGAAGCAGCAUCGGCAACAGCGAACACGAUAGAGGAGAGCAAGAAGCCGGAUGCGCUUUUGGAUCAAACAAUGAUCACGACUACUACAACUGCUGAAGAUGAGCCGAAAGCGGCUACAGAAUUGACCACAACAGCGCCGAUAGAGCAGAGCAAGAAGCCGGAUACGCUUUUGGAUCAAACAGUGAUAACGACUACUACAACUGCUGAGGAUGAGCCGAAAGCGGCUACAGAAUUGACCACCACAGCGCCGACAGAGGAGAGCAAGAAACCAGAACUGAUGACCUAUGAAAAGUCGGAAGUGGAUAACAAAGAAUCUGGGCUACCAGCUGAAGCAGCAUCGGCAACACCGUCGCCGGUAGAGGAGAGGAAGAAGCCCGAUACCCUUUUGGAUCAAACAGUGAUAACGACUACUACAACUGCUGAGGAUGAGCCGAAAGCGGCUACAGAAUCGACCACAACAGCGCCGACAGAGGAGAGCAAGAAGCCGGAUACGCUUUUGGAUGAAGCGAUGAUUACGACUACUAGAACUGCUGAGGAUGAGCCGAAAGCGGAUACAGCAUUGACCACAACGGCGCCGACAGAGGAGAGCAAGAAGCGGGAAGUGAUGACCUCUGAAAAGUCAGAAGUGGAUAACAAAGAAUCGGUGCCAUCGGCUGAAGUUGCAUGGACAAGACCGUCAACGUUAGAGGAGUGGAAGAAACCUGGGGCAACGGCCAGUGAAACGUUUGAAGUGGACAACAAAGAAGCUGUGGUAUUAGCUCAAGCAGCAUGGGCAAGACCGUCGCCGAUAGAGGAGAGAGAGAAAACGGAGCCAGCGGCCAAUGUAACGUCUGAGGUGGACAACAAAGACUCUGUGGCAUCAGCCCAGGCAGCGUGGGCAAGGCCGUCGCCGAUAGAGGAGGGGGAGAAAACGGAGCCAGCGGCUACUGAAACAUCAGAGAUGGACAACAAAGAAUCUGUGGCAUCAGCCCCAGGAGCUUGGGCAAGACCGUCGCCGAUAGAGGAGAUGAAGAAAUCAAAUACGCCAGAAAUCAGAUACGACGGAUUUGUUGUGGGGGUGAAUGAUCGUCAGCAUUUAACGGAGUUUCAAGAUUUAAAGGCAAAAUAUUUUUUUGAAGUCAAUUUGGAUGUGAAGGAUAAAAAAGUGAUAACUUGGGCGGAUGUUGAAUCUUAUUUGUUGUUGCAUAUGAUAGUCGCAAAACAGGAUGGAAAUCGAGAUUUAGAAAGGAAGUUGAGUUAUCAGACUCGCCAUAUCUGGGAAUUUAUUCAAGAUUCUCGUCCAAACAAAGAUCGAGAUCCAAAUAUUCUAACAUUAGAUCAGGUUCGGGAUACAUGGGGAGCUUUAUCAGAGUACAUUGUAAAAACAAAUACAUUACCAGGAAUGUUUGAAGAUUGGAUCAAAUUAGGAUUUGAUUUAUAUGGUUUGGAUGAAAAAGAGGAAGUGCCAUUAGACUCGUUUCAAAACCUUUAUAAUAAAAUGAAUUUGGAUCUACAAGAUGCUAUAGUGGCAUAUAGAUUUCUUACAGAGAAUAGCACGAAACCUUUGGAUUUUGAGCGCGUUCUAUCAAUAAUUAAAGCUUUAAUAACUUCGUCUGAUGACGAACACUACAGUCAGUUUAUUUUACCAGGAUUUGUCCGACAAGUUAUGAAUAAACGAGUUCAAGAUGAUAACAAAUCUUCAAAUCUUAGAGGUAAUAGAGAUUUAUCGUCGAAUAAAAACGGUGAUCAACAAGAGAAAUCGGUUAGCGAUGAAGAUAGGAAACAUAGAGACCAACGAAGAGAACAACCGACUAGUAAAGAAGAUCAUUUUGCACGUCUAGAAAACUACGUGCCUGGUUUCCAACUGUCAUUAGGUGAUGAUGAUGAUCAUAUUAAACAAAUUUUACGUGAUUUGAACUGGGAAUGCGAUGAAGUUGAAAUUCUCGAUGGAAAUGUGAGGCGCAACUUAGUUUUACACGAUCACCCGAAUCAGCAAGAUAAAUAUCAGCAAGAACUGAAACAAUUUGAGGCACUAAUGACAGAUCACAAUGAUUAUGAAAAUCAACAACAGCAAGCUUCAGAUGCUCAGCAACAACCUGUCUCUUCUUCUUCAGAGCGAAAACUGUCAGGUAGAGCUCAACCCUUCUCAUCACAACAUCCACCCAUCGAAGAACAAACUCGAAGUCCGUUAACCAACUAUCAAAAUCAGAGUCGAAUCCUCCAACAAAACGUUAAACAACAGCAACCUCUCACUCUAAAACUAUCAACACAAACAGAACUCUCUCGAGAACCUCAGCUACAAAAACAGUAUCAAGGAGUCGAACCUACACGUCCGCUCUUUCAACAAAAUCAACGACCGGGAAUUCGACACGAAUCCGAUAAUCGCCAAUCACAACCGUCUAAAGAGCCACAACCGCAAAGUCAAAAAUCAGCACAAGAUGAUCAGAAUAAAUCCACUACUUAUCCUAAACAAUCAUCUUAUAAUGAACAAAAUUACCCUGUAGAAAACAAUAAUACUAGCAAAAAGCCACCGACUUCUACUAGUGAUGGAAAGUCGUUCCCUUUAAAACAAACUGAUUUCCCCCUGAACAAAUUCUCAAGAGAGGAUGAAGAAGAGUGUGUUGCCAGCGUACUUCGACAAAUUAUGCCACAGGUAGAAAGACUAGUGGAAGAUGAAGUCAAAAAAGCAGCCAAAAAUCCAGACUCAGGUGGUGACAAUUAUCUAGAAGAAGUCUUAGGACAUGAUCCAUUUCAAUUCAUGUUUGGUGGUGGAUCGAUGUUUACUCCAAAUAGGACAUACGGUGGACCGCAGCAAACAAUUCAUCCCAAUUUUGGUGGAGUAUCUAUGGACAAUAGAAGUAAUGAACAAAUGAAAAACAGUGAAACCGGAGGACUAUAUAUAUCACAAAACCCAAUGUUUAUGACGGGUGAACCAAGAAUGGAAAGACCAGCAAACGAUCAAGGUGAGCAUUUAGCUUAG
This is a messenger RNA of Didymodactylos carnosus, 9612 nucleotides long. The record is from the annotation of a GenBank genome assembly. Lineage: Eukaryota; Metazoa; Rotifera; Eurotatoria; Philodinida; Philodinidae.